Messenger RNA from Acanthosepion pharaonis, 483 nucleotides. The record is from the annotation of a GenBank genome assembly. Lineage: Eukaryota; Metazoa; Mollusca; Cephalopoda; Sepiida; Sepiidae.
AUGGCUGCAUUUGUUCCAACACAACACGAAGAGAUUAGAGCGUUAACAAAAGAACGGAGGCUUAUACCUAACGCUUUCUAUCUUACAACACUAUCUAUCUAUCUAUCUAUCUAUGUUAAACUGUUCAUAUCUAUCUCUACUUGUUCAUUAUCUAUUAUCUAUCUAUCUAUCUAUCUAUCUAUCUAUCUAUCUAUCUAUCUAUCUAUCUAUCUAUCUGUUAUAUGCCAACGACCUUUUAAAUAUCCGCGCCAUUUUCUUCCAACUCAACUAGCUGCCAUUUUUUCUCCGCUAUACUACACCACCCAACUACGUCCCAUCUUUUCUGCCUUCACUAAUGCCGCCAUUUUCCCCCCAUUUUCCAUUACCCUCUCACCUUGUUCACCCCCAGCCCCAACCCGCCAACAUCGACGUCUUUUCUAUUAUCCAACCUCUUUUAACCUGUGGGCUUACGACUUGACAGCACCCAUCACCGGUGCACGAUAA